Molecule: messenger RNA, 2753 nt
Organism: Pyrus x bretschneideri (Chinese white pear)
Lineage: Eukaryota; Viridiplantae; Streptophyta; Magnoliopsida; Rosales; Rosaceae
Product: inactive TPR repeat-containing thioredoxin TTL3
Exons: 7
Coding region: 237-2381 (714 amino acids)
Cellular component (GO): cytoplasm
Molecular function (GO): protein binding
Source: RefSeq, a predicted model, not a curated record
AAUAUUCUGUUUCAAAAAAAUCCUUCAGGGGUGAAGCCAUCUCUUCAAAAAAAUAUUUCCCAUAUAUUUUAAGUGAGUCUUUCUUUUUUCCUUGUUCAUUUAAUUGUUUUCUGCUAUUAUACAGAUCCUAAUUCUACAUGUUAUAUUAGUUUUUAACGUGAGUUUUAAUACAUCUGUCUUCUAUAAGUAGCUUCUGCUGUAGGUACCAAAAACUUGAAGAAAAAAAAAGGGCAGAUAUGGCAAAGUACAAGGUGGGAAAUGAAUUGGGUUGUGGUUUUAUGGGUGGGAUUUUCCAGUGCAGUAGCUACUGGCCUAGAAAAUCAUCUGUUCAUUCACUACCCUCAAAUACUAGCACAAAUGAUUUGAAUGCACCAAUCAGUGAAUAUUGUUCUUCAAAGUACAAUGAAUCCAAGAACCAACAAUCCGAAUCCACAGAGGGUAGUGCUACUGUAAUUUCCUUGAAUUCAGGUAAACCUUCUCCGAAUUUGGACUCAAAACAUGCCGGGAAGCCUAGCUUGAAUCAUCCAGGGCCUUCAGCUUGCCACCAAAAGGUUCAACCAAGAAGACAUUCAGAUGCUGCAAGAAGCUCAAUUUUUUCAUCCAAUGGAGCAGGGCAAAUUAAGGUGUCACAGCACCCUGACUUGGCUAAAGAGAUGAAGCUACGAAGAGCGUUCACUGCUAGCUCUGCAGAGCUCAGUAGGAAGAUCAGUGAUCACCAGCAAGCCAAUGAAACCGAAGCUCCAGUCCAAGCCACUUCAAGUAGUUUAAUUUUUACAGGACAGUCUAGGAACUUGAGGAAGCCCGGCUUUACCAAUCAGAUAGCAAGCAAUAGUCCCAGUGCCAUUUCAACCAAGACUCUGGCUUAUCAUCCUAGAAACCUCGAAGACUCGAAUUCCACACCUAGCCGAAAAAAUGGCUUUGGAAAACUAGGAGGCAAUGGUGAGAUGGGCAACAUUGUGAGGAGAAACAGCGAUGACCCUGAGGUUUUGAAGUCCAUGGGAAAUGAGGCAUAUAAGGAGGGCAGAUUCGAAGAAGCCUUGGGUUUGUAUGAUCGCGCAAUUGCGUUGGAUUCAAACAAGGCAGCCUACUAUAGCAACAAAGCAGCAGCUUUGAUUGGUUUAGGUCGUCUCAUUGAUGCGGUUUUCGAGUGCAAAGAAGCAAUCCAAAUUGAACCCUCUUACCACAAAGCUCAUCAUCGGUUGGCAACAACAUAUCUCAGAUUGGGAGAAGCAGAGAAAGCAUUGGAUCACUACAAGCACUCGGGUCCAUACGCUUUCUCGAAAGAUAUUGACCAAUGUCAGGCUCUUCAAAAAUGCCUUAGCAGAUGCACUGAAGCUCAGAAAUUACAAGAGUGGAAUGUUCUGUUAAACGAAACCCAACUGGCAAUUUCCUCAGGUGCCAAUUCAGCUCCACAGGUGUUUGCUUUACAAGCUGAGGCCUUGCUGAAGCUUCAAAGACAUCAAGAAGCCUAUGCCACCUACCAAAAUCGACCCGGUUUUGGCACUGAUAUUUGCACCAAAUUUUUUGGCGUGGCAAAUAGUGCUUACCUGUUAAUGAUAGGAGCUCAGGUUUACUUGGCUGCUGGCAGGUUUGAGGACGCCAUAGGUGCAGCUCAAAAUGCAGAACGGCUAAAUCCAUGUGACAAGAAUGUCGGUAUGGUGGUGAAGAGGGCUAGAGCUGUUGCGUCAGCCCGAGUAAGUGGUAACCUUCUCUUCAAGGUAUCAAAGUUUUCGGAAGCGUGUGUGGUAUAUAGCCAAGGACUACAGCACGAUCCACACAAUUCUAUUUUACUAUGCAAUCGAGCAGCUUGUCGUUCUAAGCUUGGUCAAUUCGAAAAGGCCAUUGAAGAUUGCAAUGCAGCACUUGAUUUGCAGCCUUCUUAUAGCAAGGCCAGGCUACGCCGUGCAGAUUGCAACGCCAAGUUGGAAAGGUGGGGAGCUGCAAUUCAAGAUUAUGAGAUGCUGAUACGGGAAACUCCUGGAGACGAGGAAGUUGGAAAGGCUCUGUUUGAAGCCAAGAUCCAGCUUAAAAAACAACAUGACGAAGAUGUUGAAGACGCGAAAUUAGGAUCAAAUUUGGUUCUUGUUACCAGCAAUGAGCAUUUUAGACACUUUGUGACAUCCUCAGGGAUGUCUGUGGUGCUGUUUUGUAACAAAACUAAACAAAAGGAAGUGUUUCAAGCCCUGCGCCAAGUCUGCAAAAGAUUCCCAUCUGUCAAUUUUCUCAAGGUGGAGGUUGAAGACCACCCCUACUUGGCCAAAAUGGAGGAUGUGAGCACAAUCCCAGCUUUCAAGAUAUACAAAAAUGGAUCAAGGGUCAAAGAAAUUCCAGGCAAAAACCAUGAAUUAUUAGAAAGCUCAGUCAAAUUGUAUAGCAGCUGAUCGGGAUAGUUAAAUUAAACAGAAGAUAAACAAAAAUUAUAGUUUAUAUAAGGUGACUGGCGGCAGAAACUUCACAUCUUGCAAAAGAAGGCCACGUGAAAAAAUUGAUUGGGCCAAUCAUAUCUGCUUGAUAACUUUGCCUGCACCGCACAUAAAGCGAAAAGGUUGGGAUGAGAAUCGGUGUGAUCAUAGAUGAAAUUUAGAAUAAGGGAAUUUGAGUGGCCUUGAAUUUGUAUACCUUCAUGAUUGUUUUUUUUUUUUUUUUUUUCCUUUCACUUUGGUUUUUGUUCUUCCAUAUGUUGCACACCAACAUGUGCCCUGGUAAAAGUGAAUUGUGGUUGAUUAGAAUUUAGAGGAAGUUUUAAAUAUUCA